UUCCUUUAUAACCCCACAACCAUCACUCCAUCCACACUUAUGUUUUUUUUUUACCUUUGGAUUUGCUCAUUUUGGCGGACAAAUUGGAUUACUGGCAACGUUUUUCCCCACAUAUACUGUUACAGAUCUGAAGGAAAUGGAAGUGCUUUCUUAGGAUUAGAGCAAUAUAUUUUUUAGUUAGCUGGGACAAGGAAUAACUUUGUAAGAGGAUCUAAAAAAAAUGGAAUAUCAUAAAGGGUUUCUGAUUAUUUAUCUAUCUAAUUAGUACGUUUGUUUUCCUUGUCCUGAUUAUUUUACUCAACCAAAAUAUUUCACUUUUCUCUUCUUUUCUUUCUUUUUUUUUUUUUUUUGUCGUUAUAGAUGACAAUGUCAUAAGAUGAAUAUCUCUCUCUGCGUGACAAUACGAUUACAACUUAGAGGCAUUUUAUCUUCAAAACUUAAGUGGAAUUAAUGGAAAUUAUUACAAUAGAUUAAGCUGAUGAUCUGUUGGGCUAAUUAGCAGAUUUGAACCGUAAUUUCAGAAGUUCGUCAACAGGAAUAUUCCGGAUCCUUUUGGACCUCAGAGUGAUAUGAGGGGAACAACCCCAAUGUAACAGGCACAGCUGUCAGACUGAAAGAAACAAGAGCUGAUCACUAAUUCAGAGACAGACAGGUAGUCAGACAGACAGGCAAUCUGAUGCCAACGGUGUCCUCCGUGACUCUCACGGGACGACUCCUCCUGCUGUUGCUAUGGGCACCCCACCUCACCAUGGCAAGCAACUGGCUUUCUCUGGCACGUCUGCCGCGCUCGCGUCCUGUGUCUGGUGCAGAACCAUGUGGCCGUCUGAGGGGGUUGACACCAGGCCAAGUCGGGGUGUGCCGGGCACGGGGGGAGGUCAUGGAGUCCGUGAGAAAGGCUGCAGAGAUGGUCAUUGAGGAGUGUCAACACCAGUUUCGAAACCGGCGCUGGAACUGUUCCACCACCCCUCGCGGGAUCAAUAUUUUUGGACGAGUCAUGAACCAAGGCACCCGUGAGGCUGCUUUUGUCCAUGCUCUUUCAUCAGCAGCAAUCGCUGUAGCUGUGACUCGGGGCUGUAGCAGGGGAGAACUGGAGAGGUGCGGUUGUGACCGAAAGGUCAGGGGGGUCAGUCCUGAAGGUUUCCAGUGGUCUGGCUGCUCUGAUAAUCUGUCCUAUGGCGUUGCAUUUUCUCAGACGUUUGUGGAUGAGGCAGAGAGAGCUAAAGGAAUGUCAUCAGGGCGGCCGCUAAUGAACAUUCACAACAAUGAGGCAGGACGAAAGGCGAUUCUUCAUAACAUGCAAGUUGAGUGUAAGUGUCAUGGUGUUUCGGGGUCCUGUGAGCUCAGAACGUGCUGGAAGGUCAUGCCUCCGUUCCGCCGGGUCGGUGCUGUGCUGAAAGAACGCUUUGAUGGGGCCACAGAGGUUCGGCUGACACGUGUGGGCUCUCGGACAGCCCUCCUUCCUCGGGACCCCCAAGUGAAGCCACCAGCCGCACGGGACCUGGUCUACCUAGCCCCUUCACCAGAUUUCUGCCGCUUGGAUCCAGACAACGGCAUUCCUGGCACUGCAGGACGACGGUGUAAUGGAACCUCACGGUUGGCACCAGACGGAUGUGAACUGCUAUGCUGUGGCCCAGGUUUUCGAGCAGGCCGGGCUGAGGUGGUCCAGCGCUGCUCCUGUAAGUUCUCCUGGUGCUGCUCGGUUCGCUGCCAGCAGUGUAAGAACACAGUGCUCAUCCACACCUGCCGAGAAUGAGACGUACCUGGAAAAACCGCACAACCACACCAGAAGCACCUCAUCUCAUGCCAGCCUGCAUUGAUGCCCACAUGAUGAACACCAAACCUGCUCCACUUAAAACAUUCUGCAUUAUGCCGCCUAUUUGGUGACUUUAAAGUUCUUUCCGAUGUGACAUUACAUUAUAUAAUUAUUUUAAU
This is a messenger RNA of Carassius gibelio (silver crucian carp), 1932 nucleotides long. RefSeq names its product wingless-type MMTV integration site family, member 4b (gene wnt4b). Gene Ontology annotation, biological process: canonical Wnt signaling pathway; multicellular organism development; cell fate commitment. Bases 677 to 1753 code for a protein of 358 amino acids. Gene Ontology annotation, molecular function: cytokine activity; frizzled binding. Gene Ontology annotation, cellular component: extracellular region. The record is from RefSeq and is a predicted model, not a curated record. The transcript is spliced from 9 exons. Lineage: Eukaryota; Metazoa; Chordata; Actinopteri; Cypriniformes; Cyprinidae.